Messenger RNA from Papaver somniferum (opium poppy), 1605 nucleotides. RefSeq names its product subtilisin-like protease SBT1.4. Lineage: Eukaryota; Viridiplantae; Streptophyta; Magnoliopsida; Ranunculales; Papaveraceae. The transcript is spliced from 3 exons. The record is from RefSeq and is a predicted model, not a curated record. Gene Ontology annotation, molecular function: serine-type endopeptidase activity. Bases 1 to 1605 code for a protein of 534 amino acids. Gene Ontology annotation, biological process: proteolysis.
AUGAACAGCCACAAACUUACAUUAUUUAUAAUUUAUAUCUCUAAACUAGACAAACCAUCCAUAUUUCCAUCCCACCUUGAUUGGUAUACUUCAGCACUUCAAUCUUUUCCUGCUCAUCUUUCUUUGUUGUCUAAUCCUCGAGAGGUUAUCAUCUAUACAUACAACCAUGUUACCCAUGGUUUCGCUGCUCGACUCACACAAUCUCAGGCCUCAUUUCUCAGUAGUUUCCCUGGUAUACUAUCGGUACUCCCUCAAACAAUUCACAAAAUCCAGACAACUCAAACUCCUAGUUUUCUCGGUCUGAAUAAUGAUACUGGUCUCUGGCCUGAGUCAGACUACGCCAGUGACAUCAUUAUUGGUGUUCUUGAUACCGGAGUCUGGCCUCAAAAGACAUCUUGCAACAAAAAGAUAAUUGGUGCUCGGGCUUAUAGCAAAGGAGUUGUUCUAAACGGGGCGAAAGACACGAAUUCACCAAGAGAUACAGAGGGAAAUGGUACACACACAGCAUCUACCGCAGCUGGAUCUGUUGUUAAGAACGCUGGAUUCAAUGAAUACGGUGUUGGAGACGCACAAGGAAUGGCAACAAAGGCCAGAAUUGCUAUUUACAAGGUAUGCUGGAGUAGUGGAUGUGCUGAUGCAGAUCUUAUUGCAGUUAUGGAUCAAGCUGUCGCCGAUGGAGUUGAUGUGAUUUCAUAUUCCAUUGGUCCCGAUUUAGCAGUUCCGUAUGAUAAAAAUCCGAUUUCAAUUGCAGCAUUUGGUGCUGUGGAGAAAAGAGUACUAGUUUCUGUCGCUGCAGGCAAUGAAGGACCUGGUCCUUCCACAGCCAAACAUCUGGCACCUUGGAUUCUAACUGUUGGAGCAUCUACAAUCGACAUAGAAUAUCCCUGUAAUGUGAUUCUGGGAGACGAUAGGAUUUUUGGUGGAGUUUCAUUAUAUUCCGGAAAGCCACUUGCAAACAACACAGAGUUACUCUUUGGUGGUGAUAUUGGUAGCGCAAAUUGUGUAAACGGGGUGCUUAAUUCAACCCAAGCUGCAGGAAAGAUUGUUCUUUGUGAUCCUGGUAACAUCGUAGAACAAGAAAAUGCAGUCAAAAUAGCCGGUGGUGUUGGAUUGAUUACGGCCAAUUUGAUGGAAUACGGAUAUGGAAUGACUGCUGAGUCACCUAUGAUUCCAGGAGCUAAGGUGGCCUUCGAUGACGUGGUUAAGAUUGUUGACUAUAGUAGAACACAAGAGAAACCAGUUGCUUCAUUUGUAUUCAGGGGAACAGUGAUCGGAUCUUCUCCUUCAUAUCCUAAAGUUGCUUCAUUUUCAAGUCGUGGCCCUAACCAUAUAACACCAGAAAUUCUCAAACCGGAUGUUAUCGCACCAGGUGUUGAUAUCUUGGCUGCUUGGACUGGAGCUGCUGAUCCAUCAGGUUUAGAUGUUGAUAAAAGACGGGUCGCGUUCAAUAUAAUUUAUGGUACAUCCAUGGCAUGCCCUCACGUGAGUGGAGUAGCUGCAAUGCUUCGGAAGGCUCAUCCUGAGUGGAGUCCAUCUGCAAUCAAGUCAGCUAUGUUAACUACUUGGUACUUAUAUCAUCAUCAACAAAGUCUAACAGCAGUAUAA